This is a messenger RNA of Paraphaeosphaeria sporulosa, 1517 nucleotides long. RefSeq lists its product as uncharacterized. Bases 148 to 1275 code for a protein of 375 amino acids. NCBI's taxonomy places the organism in Eukaryota, Fungi, Ascomycota, Dothideomycetes, Pleosporales, Didymosphaeriaceae. The transcript has a single exon. The record is from RefSeq and is a predicted model, not a curated record.
CGAGCAAAGCUCUACUUCUCUCACAUAAUCACUUCGAAGCAAACAUCAUUUCCUGAAUCUCAGAUCAUCUUUCAUUCUCUACACUUCGAACCCAGCAGAAAACAUACUUGAUUCCACUCCCAACCUUAACCCCUUUCCAACACCACGAUGACCUGCCCCAUGCCCCUCACGCGAACGUAUCCCCUCAGCAAACCACCCAACCACACCCUCCCGGUUCCCCGCUACACCGCCACCCUCCUGUCCUCUACGACCCACCUCCAUACCCUCUAUAUCGGCCUCCAAACGCACUCCACCUCUGGCGCGAUUACAGCCGCCGCCCACCAACUCCAGAAACACAUCCAAUUCUGGAUCGACUCGACCCCCGAGCUUAGCCACGAAAGUGAGUCACCACUCGACCUCACGUACGAGCGCUUCACCCUCAUCGACCACGCAGGUGGUGACCCCGCCGGCUCCAAAGUCUGGGUGUGCUACCAAUCCUUCACCACCCGCGGAUCUUCACCGCCCUCUCCAACAUUUCCGGACAUCGACCUGCCCUCCCUGUACAAAACCAUCCCCGAAGCCAGCCGCCCUGCCAUCGGUCUCUGGAAAGAAUCCUUCACCACGCCCGUGGGCAGACUCGAGACGAACUACUCCGGUACAGACUACCUCCCCGGCCUUGCGCGGAUCCCGGGCGUGCGGGUGGCAGAGCACGAGCUCGCGACGUACUGGGGCGCAGCGCGGGACCGGAUUCCAGAGGCGGGAUGGGAUUUGUUUCCGCGGCCGGAUACAGGAGGCAUGAGGACUGAGGUAGGGGACGUGGAUGGGAGAGGGCAUGUUUUCAAGGGCACGAACAAAGCAAACGUCGUGCACAUCCGGUCGGGACAGUGGUGGGAGAAUUGCGAAGACGAGGAGAGGGGGGCGUACGAGGGGAAGUUGGAACCCACGUUGCGGGCGGGGCUAUCUUACCUCAACUCACAUCGCGAGGAGAGUGGGUGCAUGAGAAUUCGCUACUUGCGGAAUGGGGAGGGUGACGAAGACGUGCGAGAAACAUGCGGCGCGGGGUUCUUCCACAACCUAGAGGAUCUGGAACGCUGGAGCAAGACGCAUAGCAGCCACCUGAAGAUCUGGCGCGGGGCGCUGGCGCACUACAAGGCGUUUCCCGAGAAUAGAAGGCUGCGAACGUGGCACGAGGUUAGUGUGAUACGGGAGGGGGAGGCAAGGUGGGAGUAUAUGAAUUGUAAGGGGGGUACGGGAGUUAUGGGGUGUGUGGUACUGGAGGGCACACCAUUGGCAUAACGAGCGCAGCACAGGGUCUUCUAUUCCGAGAGAUUUUCGAUUGUCCUUUUGUAUGAAAUUGCUCGAAUCGAGAACAAAUGUGGUAGAACUUUGAAGUCUUGUCUGAAUCCCAUCCUGCAUAGAGUCCGCGUAUAAGCCUUGGUCGUACUGAGAUAGAUGCGCGGUGGAGAUCAGCAGUGCCGUCUGUGCGACAACGUAUGCGUCGCGGCUUUCGACGGCAUACUGGCAUUUCGAGAUCCAGA